UCAAGGCGAACGCACGCGAGCAGCGCAGCAAAGGCAAAAUAAAUAGCAGCAACAACCAGCCCAGAAGAACUCAAAACUCCUCCGUGAGCAACUUAUAUAACGACUGAUUAGCCCGUCGUUUACUUUAGUUAUUCGGUCAACUCCCGACGGUCAAGUUCGCAGCGAUCGCGGCUUGCCAAAUAAAAAUAAUUUACCAAAUAAAAUAAAUCGCGUUGCCAGGAACUUAUAUCCGUGGCUUUGACAAGGAACAACCAAAGUCAAGUGCAACAUUCAAUCCCCACUAAAUGUGCAAUGUGUGUAAUCAGCAAACAGUGAUUAUUUACAUACAUGAAUAAAACUCAUCUCGAAAGUGAAGCGUGACUCAGCAUCGAUAGCCGAAAAUCUUAGAGGAACAAGACAAUCCGAAAGGAAAGGAUACUUUUCGGUCACUUCUCCAACUCACGAAGUCACAGUUGCAGUUGCACGUUAUUCUUGCCAAAUACAACGACGAAAAGGCCCGAUUCAAGAGGAUUGAAGACACGAGAGCAAACAGUUAAGACAAAAUGUUUCUACGCCGCUGCACCUUUCUGCUGCUGAUCUGCCUAAUUGCGAGUGACGCCGCCAGCGCCGCACGCAAAACAAAACGUCCUGUCAAGCCGGUCAAGCAGACCAAUCCGCGCACCAAUGUGACGCCUUCGCCGCCGGCAUCCUCAGCAGUCGCCUCAUCUGGCAGCUCCACGCCUGCCAGCACCACCAGCACCACCACCACGGAAGGCAACGGCGACCAGGAGGCAGCCACAGUGGGAUCUGGAACUCCAGCUGGCAGCGGAGAACUCCCCAAGCCCCUGGCCACGCCCAUUGAGGCUCAGCCGGAGGCCAAGACGGACAAGGCACCAGCCGGAAUUCAGGAGGAAGAGUGCGAUCCAGAUAUGAUUGGCUUCGAGAUUAUUACCGGCUACGUGCUUUCGGCUCCCUCAAAAAUGCUGGACACUUUGCCCGGGACUCUGAUGCUCACCGACUGUUUGGAGGCCUGCCAAAAUAACGAGUCCUGCAGCGCUGUCAACUACGAAACCGGAUUGUGUGUGCUGUUUAAGACGACCGCCGAUAAAUUGCCAGGUUCACUAUCGCGCUCGCAGUUUCCGGUUUUCACCAUCUACGCACAGAAAUCGUGUUUGGGCGUGCGUCCUUGCUCGAAGGCCUGGUGCAUCGAUCGCGUUCAAGGUUACCGCCUCCCAGAGCACGUCAAAUCUAGUCAGACGGUUCUGUCGCGAAGAGACUGUUUGGAACUCUGCUUGGGAGAGACCGAAUUCACAUGCCGAUCGGCCAACUACUACCGCCACUCGGGUCUCUGUGAGUUGUCCGACAUGGACCGCAUUACCCUUUCCGCUGGAGGAAGCGUGGAACCCUACGAUGGAGCCGACUAUCUGGAGAACAACUGCGCCGAGGAGCCCAGCAAAUUGUGCGAAUUCAAGCGGAUUUCGGGAAAGAUCCUGAAGACAGUAGAUUCGGUUUACCAGGACAUCAACACCAUUGACGAGUGCCGCGAUCUCUGCCUGAACUCCCCUUAUAGAUGUCAUUCCUAUGAUUAUAAUGAUACCGGGGACAUGGUCUGCCGCCUGUCGCAUCAUAGUAGAGCUACCCUCACCGAUGUGAUGGAUCCCUACUUGGAUGUUCCCGAGGCAGCCACCUAUGAACUCUCCGCCUGCUACAAUGUGUCCAUUGAGUGCCGUUCUGGGGAGAUGAUAACCAAGAUUAGGACCUCCAAACUCUUCGAUGGCAAGGUUUAUGCCAAGGGAGCUCCCAAAUCCUGCGCUGUGAAUGUGAAUAACUCCCUGGAGUUUGAUUUCCGCAUGGGCUACAAUGAUCUGGAAUGCAAUGUGCGACAGAGUGCCUACGGCAGAUAUAUGAACGAUAUUGUGAUCCAGCACCACGACAUGAUUGUUACCUCUUCCGAUCUUGGCCUGGCUGUUUCCUGCCAAUAUGAUUUAACGAACAAAACAGUGCUGAAUGAUGUUGACCUGGGAGUAACUGGCGAGAUUGAGUCUUCUCUGAGUGAAGAGAUAACCAUUGAUUCGCCCAAUGUCAUUAUGAAGAUCACCUCGCGGGAUGGCAGCGACAUGAAGAGGAUAGCCGAGGUUGGCGAUCCGCUGGCCCUGCGUUUCGAGAUCGUGGAGCCCAACAGCCCGUACGAGAUCUUCGUGAGGGAACUGGUGGCAAUGGAUGGUUCCGACAGCGCCGAGAUAACCCUGAUCGAUGCUAAUGGCUGCCCCACCGAUCAAUACAUCAUGGGCACCAUCCAGAAGCUGGCUCACAAUCGGAAGGUGCUGCUCUCGCAGUUCGACGCCUUCAAGUUUCCUUCGAGCGAAGUGGUUCAGUUCCGCGCCUUGGUAACGCCCUGCAUUCCGCGCUGUGAACCCGUGAUUUGCGACAGCGAAGAUGGCGCUAGUGGAGAGCUGAAGUCUCUGGUUUCCUAUGGUCGCAAAAAGCGAUCGGUGCUUAAUGGAACUGAUGGUGCCGAGUUCUUGCUCAGCACACGCCAUCGACGCGAUGUGGGCCCCGUAGAUGAUAACAUACUGCUCAUGCAGUCCAUACAAAUCACAGACAAGUUCGGCUUCCAGCCAGAGGAUGGCACCACUACCCAUGGAAAUGCCAGCGGUGCUGGUCCCCACGAGAAGGCCUAUGCGGGCGUGGCCCAGGACAAGCUCACUUGCCUUAAUGGCUAUGGACUUAUCAUGGCGGGAGCCCUCUUCCUGCUAGCCCAGUUGAGCAUCUUUGGGAUCUGGAAGACUGUGCAGCGUCGCACCAGCAAGGAGCGGUAUCUGUACCAGCACGAGCCCACGCCAACCAUAACCUACGGAGCGCCCACCAUGCUCUACGGACCGCCACCCAACUCCUCCGCCGGAUCCUCGUCGUCGGGAGCAUCCUACGGGGGCAGCGCCAAGGACACGCUGAGCAAGCUCUACGAUAGUGGCAUCAAUGGGCGCUACGGACAGCAGUUCUAGGGAGAUCUGGGUGGCUCUCGCACCUUGCUGGGAACACUUAGCUGGGAACAAACGCAAUAUGCCUCGAAAGCUUCAAAAGAUUCGAUGAGACUUGAAUAGAAAAUAUUCGCCUAGCAGCGACACACAUGAAAAUCAUUGAAAACCCUAGAAUAAUUUCAGCCUAGAAUAAGCCUACGAUUAGCAUACUCUUAGUUUUGAUUUUGCGAAGACACCUUUUUUUUAACGAUACGAAUAUUUCUCAAGAAUGCGCGCUUUUAAAUGCCUUGGAAAUCGAGUUUCCAGCAUUUUAAAUCAGCGCAUUGCUAAUCAAAGAACGACAAAUUUCUACCGCUGAAUUCGAAUUAGUUUAGAGCUAAAAUCUCUCUAGCGAAAGUUAGGCUAAUUAUAUGUGUAGUGAGAAGUCUGCUUCAAUGUCCACGAGCGAAUUGCAUUUAUAACUAUUACACUAUUUAUUACUUUUACUAUUACGCUGCUGACAUUUCCACACAAAGUUUGCCAAAUAAUUUUGUAUCAAAAUGUUUUGUGCCAGGCUUCUGUGCUAGGCGGCAUUUCCAUGUUUCCGAAUCCCCACUAUCUAAAACUAUUUCCCCAAAUAUUUAUUUGCCAAUCAUACUUCAUAUUAUAUUUUAGCCGAAACACAAGGCGGUGCUAAUUAUUAGGAGCUUCAGAGAGACUUAGUUUAAUCUCGAGAACACAGGAGAUGAAAAUUUUUAAACAAAAAUUUGAUAAACGAAUUGUACUGAUUAAGUAAUGCAAUAAACUCUACGCCUUAAGAAACAUAUUUAAAAAUAAAUGUCUAAAAAUUAAA
This is a messenger RNA of Drosophila rhopaloa, 3789 nucleotides long. RefSeq lists its product as uncharacterized. The record is from RefSeq and is a predicted model, not a curated record. Lineage: Eukaryota; Metazoa; Arthropoda; Insecta; Diptera; Drosophilidae. The coding region runs from base 543 to 2981 and encodes 812 amino acids. The transcript has 9 exons.